UCUAAGCCACUGACAAGUGUUCCGGAAUAUGAAGAUGCAGAAUUAGAAUGGGAGAGUUUGCAGGCAGAGCUGGAGAAUGAGAUGGAUGAAGUAACUCCAGGCCUUGUACCCAGAUCCCCAAUGUUUAGUGACCGAUUCCUAAGGAGUAUAUCUUCACCAGUACCAAUGGCUCCAUGGUAUCGAACAGUUCCUUUCUCACAGGACCCGAAAGAGCUAUUCAUGCCCGAAAAAGGUGUUAGACCUGUUCCAGACUCAGUCAAGGAGAUGUUGCUUGCACCACCUUCCACUGUUGCCUCAUCUGAAGGAGCAGCCAAAUCUAAGCUUGUUGAGGUCUUGUGCCACAUUGACCGCAUGUACGUGAAAGUAAGCAAGAAGCUUUUUUCAACAACAGACGCUUUCAAAGACUUGAAACUUGGCAAGUGUCCUGUUAACGAAGGCACUGCAGAACAUUAUUACCUUCUCUACCUUUUGAAAACUGACUGUGGAUUCGAGAGAGAGAGUACUGAAGACCAUUUGUUCAUCAGUAUUGUACUCCACUAUAAGCCAACCACUCCAGUCAUUAGAGAGCUGCCAUUUGACGUUGCCUUGCAAUGCAAAUAUCCAAGGCAUUUUCACUCCUUCAAUCCUGGCAUCUCUAUCGAACUGAGGAGAGGCACAGUUUACAAACCCCUACGUUCAAAAAAUGCUUAUGUCAUCACUCCACAAGAUGCAUCUGGGAAUGAAAUUGUUGGUGAUAAAAUGUUUAUCCUGGGACAGCCAAUGUACUUUGAGGUGAAACAAACAGACAGCACUUCAACAGACCAGAGACUUUACAUCAACAAGUGUUUCAUGACUGCUUUCCAAGAUCCUUACUCUGACCCUAAAUACACCGUUAUUGACAACCAAGGUUGUAUGAUUGAUAGUAUGGUGACAAGACAGUCUGCGUUUCUCAAGGGCCCCUUAAACAUCCAAAAAUUCUCAGUGAGCGCCUUCAUUUUCAAAGACACUGCAGUUUCAUCAUCAUCGGUACAGUCACAACUCUAUCUGCACUGUGAAUUCUCUAUGGGCGAUCCAACACCAACCUCAAGUUUAAAGGCUUGCAAUUAUCAUCGAGUUACCAAAAAGUGGAGGGAGUUGUAUGGUAAUGACAGUGUGUGUGCCUGCUGUGAAUCCGCCUGCUUACCACUAUCAAAAGCUUCUGGGAACAUGGUCUCAAGUCCGUCUUGGAAGGUCAGAUUUGGAGCUAAGGAUGGAAACCCGGUGUUUGAACUGCAGCCGAGGUCCAACAACUGGGGCGCCUUCAGUUUGGAGGACUCAUCUGACCAUAGUGACUUCCUUAGCUACUGGGACUAA
Molecule: messenger RNA, 1332 nt
Organism: Phycodurus eques (leafy seadragon)
Lineage: Eukaryota; Metazoa; Chordata; Actinopteri; Syngnathiformes; Syngnathidae
Gene: zp3c
Product: zona pellucida glycoprotein 3c
Exons: 8
Coding region: 82-1332 (416 amino acids)
Biological process (GO): binding of sperm to zona pellucida; positive regulation of acrosome reaction; egg coat formation
Cellular component (GO): extracellular matrix
Molecular function (GO): acrosin binding
Source: RefSeq, a predicted model, not a curated record